AGACAUGAAACAUGUGACUAACGCAUGAUUUGAGACGAGGCUGAUGUUUAUAUCAAUCACAUCAAUCAAGGUGCGAGGAAAAAUGGCGUUGCUACUGUUAACAGUCAUUGUUCUGUGCAUUUCUGCUACAACUUCCCUUUUAAGGGUACCUUUGCAUCGUAUGCCUAGCGCUAGGCAGAUAAUUCGCAGUGUUGGCGCUGCCAAUAAACUUGAAGAGCUGAAUGAAACCCCGGAGUAUCUACACAAUUUUUUAGAUGCCCAAUAUUACGGAGAGAUUGGAAUUGGUACACCACAACAGACUUUUAAAGUCAUCUUUGACACAGGUUCCUCAAAUCUCUGGAUUCCCUCACGAGAUUGCCCCUGGACGGAUAUUGCAUGCCUUUUGCAUACAAAGUACGACCAUAGCAAGUCAAGCACAUACAAAGCAAAUGGUACAAAGUUCUCUAUACGAUAUGGCAGUGGAAGCUGCUCUGGCUAUUUAAGUCGAGAUCUGGUCACGGUUGGUAAAUUGGCAGUAAAAAACCAGUUGUUUGCCGAAGCCACACAGGUCCCAGGGAUCGCGUUUAUAGCAGCGAGAUUCGAUGGAAUUUUGGGUAUGGGGUAUCAAAGCAUUGCCGUGGAUAACGUGACAACAGUCUUUCAAAACAUGGUUAUUGAAGGACUUGUAAAAGAGCCUGUUUUCUCAUUUUAUCUCAACAGGGAUCCAUCUGCAAAGGUUGGUGGUGAAAUAAUGUUUGGUGGGAGUGAUCCGACAUACUAUACUGGCAAUUUUACGUAUGUCCCUGUGUCUGUCAAAGGAUAUUGGCAGUUUAAGAUGGAUGGUCUAAAAAUUGGAACUGGUGAGUUCUGUGUUGGUGGAUGUCAAGCCAUCGCAGAUACUGGCACAUCACUUCUUGCCGGCCCGUCCUCUGAAGUACUGAAAAUCAACACUCUGAUUGGUGCCUUUCCGAUACCUUUUGUGGGAGAGGCCAUUGUAAACUGCAGUAAAAUUGACACGAUGCCCGAUGUAACAAUCACAUUAGCCGGGAAGCAAUUCACGCUAAAUGCAAAGCAGUACGUCCUGAAGAUGACGAUUGCUGGCCAGUCGCAGUGCAUUAGUGGGUUCAUUGGCUUGGAUGUGCCACCACCGCGCGGACCCUUGUGGAUUCUCGGUGAUAUCUUUAUCGGCGCAUAUUAUACAGAAUUUGAUAUGGGAAACAACCGGGUUGGAUUCGCCCGCACCAAGUAGGGCGCCUUUAUGACUAAUUGACUUUCUCCGCAUGUAAUUCAGAAUUUUUGCUGAUACCGUACUAUUUAUAUUGCAAUCACAUAAGCAAUAUCAAAUGAAAAGUAAUUUAUUUCUUUUUUUACGCUUGGAAAUGGCCGAUUCUAAGUAAAGCAACUUUUGCUAACUCCAGUAUACCACUGUCGUCCUUUCAACAAUGAACGAGUCGUUAACCUAUCGAUCACGUGAUGAAUGUUUCCCCUGUUAAUGAAGCCUAGCAAGUGGAAGAGGUCAAACUAGUCUAUAGGGUUGUCCUUAGAGAUCUUUGUUAAUGAACCUUUGUUUUCUACCCUUCCCGAUUUAACUGCUUCUCGUCCCGUUUGCUGCAAAGAGCAAGUUGUUCUAGAUUUGAUGAUUUCGCUUUUGAAUCCCUUAAUACUGCCCCAAAAUUUUGCUGCAUACAAUUUUUUGCUUGCUUUUGAACCUAUUUUAUAUUUAAGCUAUAUAUUGAAUCCAUCACGUAUAAUUGCAUACUUUGUGGAAAA
Rhopilema esculentum is the source of this 1749-nucleotide messenger RNA. RefSeq names its product lysosomal aspartic protease. Gene Ontology annotation, molecular function: aspartic-type endopeptidase activity. The record is from RefSeq and is a predicted model, not a curated record. Gene Ontology annotation, biological process: proteolysis. Lineage: Eukaryota; Metazoa; Cnidaria; Scyphozoa; Rhizostomeae; Rhizostomatidae.